Ictalurus punctatus (channel catfish) is the source of this 3058-nucleotide messenger RNA. RefSeq names its product archain 1b (gene arcn1b). Gene Ontology annotation, cellular component: COPI vesicle coat; cytosol. Gene Ontology annotation, biological process: Golgi localization; endoplasmic reticulum to Golgi vesicle-mediated transport; retrograde vesicle-mediated transport, Golgi to endoplasmic reticulum. The record is from RefSeq and is a predicted model, not a curated record. NCBI's taxonomy places the organism in Eukaryota, Metazoa, Chordata, Actinopteri, Siluriformes, Ictaluridae. The coding region runs from base 174 to 1703 and encodes 509 amino acids. The transcript has 10 exons.
AACUUUUUCCGGUUGGAGACGUGGCUCUGCUCUUCUGUACCGCUGCAAGUCUGAUUACGUGAGCCUCACAAGAAAUAAACAAACACCUUGUUAUAUUAUUCACGCGUUUAUUGUUUUUUGAAAGCGGUUGAGUAUCUUGGCGGUGGAAUUAAGCAUCUUAAGACGGAUCCAAAAUGGUGCUCUUGGCAGCUGCAGUGUGCACCAAGUCAGGAAAAGCCAUAGUGUCACGGCAGUUUGUAGAGAUGACCCGCACUCGCAUCGAGGGUCUCCUGGCUGCCUUUCCUAAACUGAUGAGCACAGGGAAGCAGCACACUUUUGUAGAGACAGAUAGUGUGCGCUAUGUCUAUCAGCCAUUAGAGAAGCUCUAUAUGGUUCUUGUCACCACGAAGAACAGCAACAUUCUGGAGGACUUGGAGACACUACGGCUCUUCUCUCGUGUGAUCCCUGAGUACUGCCGUGUGCUGGAGGAGAGCGAGAUCUCCGAACAUUGCUUCGAUCUCAUAUUUGCUUUUGAUGAAAUUGUUGCUUUGGGCUACAGGGAAAAUGUUAAUCUGGCCCAGAUCCGAACCUUCACUGAAAUGGACUCGCAUGAAGAGAAGGUCUUCCGUGCAGUUAGAGAGACCCAAGAACGAGAAGCAAAUGCAGAGAUGAGGCGAAAGGCUAAAGAGCUGCAGCAGGCGAGACGGGAUGCAGAGCGUGCCGGCAAAAAGGCACCAGGCUUUGGAGGUUUUGGAAGUUCAGGAAUGAGCAGCACAACUACCAUCAUCACAGACUCAGUGAUGGAACCAGAGAAGCCUAAACCAGCUCCUGUAUCAGUUAGGCCAAGUGGUUCUGGUAAAGCACUGAAACUGGGUGCCAAAGGAAAGGAGAUUGAUAACUUUGUAGACAAACUUAAGUCGGAGGGUGAAAAUAUUGUGAUACCCAGUGCUGGAAGGAAAGCUUCAGAAAUCUCUAAAGUCCUUCAGCCUCCUGUGAACACUGAAAGUGUACAUCUAAGGAUGGAGGAGAAGAUAUCUCUGACCUGUGGACGGGAUGGUGGGCUGCAGAACAUGGAGAUCUUGGGUAUGAUCACACUGAGAGUCUCAGAUGACAAAUAUGGCCGCAUCCGCUUGCAUAUUAACAACAAUGACAAGAAAGGAGUGCAACUGCAGACCCAUCCUAAUGUAGAUAAGAAGCUGUUCACUGCAGAGUCUUUGAUUGGACUGAAAAACCAAGAAAAGUCUUUCCCCCUUAACAGCGAUGUGGGUGUGCUGAAGUGGAGGCUACAGAGCACAGACGAGUCCCUCAUCCCUUUAACCAUAAACUGCUGGCCUUCAGAAAGUGGUAGCAACUGCGAUGUCAACAUUGAGUAUGAGCUCCAGGACGAGGGCCUUGAACUCAAUGAUGUAAUCAUCACCAUCCCUGUACCGUCAGGAGUAGGCACACCUGUUGUUGGAGAUCUUGAUGGCGAGUAUCGCCAUGACAGCAGGAAAAACAUUCUUGAAUGGUCCCUGCCUGUCAUUGAUGAAAACAACAAGAGUGGAAGUUUGGAGUUCAGCAUAGCUGGGAGGCCAAAUGACUUCUUUCCAGUUAACGUGUCAUUUGUGUCUAAACGCACAUAUUCCAACAUUCAGGUGGCCAAAGUUACCCAGGUUGAAGAGGACAGCCCGGUGAAAUUCUCCUCUGAGACUUCCUUUGUUGUCGACAAGUAUGAGAUACUCUAAAGACUAUUAAAAGAAAUGUUUCUAGCCUGCCUGCCUACCUGUGUAACAGUUUGGACACAGUACAACCGGAGUGUCCAAAUCUUUCCUGAUGGCGUGCAGUAUUUGUGUAUUUGUUUGUAUGGCAAAGGAAAUUAUAUGUUUAUAUAAAAUGAAUUUAAGAGGUAAAUGAACCACAUUAUAACAUGAACACAGAUGGACCUUGAGCUUUGCUACUUGAGGCCAAGGACACUGAGAUAUCAUCACACCACAUUCUCAUCUUACAGCCUGAAUCUGGACCUAUGAGUCUUCAUGACCCCUGAAAUAAAUUAUAGGAGGAACUUGAGAGCUGCCCCAGUAUAAUAUAUUUUCUAUAUCGUAACCUUAUAGAGCCACACAUUCUUAAAUAUGCGACAAAUUGUAUUUAGAAUGACUCGUUUGUCCAAAAUGAGAAAUAAGAAAAGGAAAUUGUUUUUUCUUCUAUUUUCAUUCAUAAUGAACUCUGUGUUGAAAUAUAUAAAUAGCUUUCAUGUGUUCACUCUGUUCUAUAUUUAGGAGGGCAGUUUUUUUUCUUCUUUUUUUUUGAAAAACUUAUUAUCAUUUUAAUUAUCGAUGCAUAUAAUGCCCAUCCAGGACAAAAUAUUGUUUUCUAUCUGCUUCUUAAAGUAAUUUACUUUCUGCAUCAGUUGUUUUCACAGUAAUACAUCAGUUACAUAAAUCUGCAAGGAUUUUUGUGAGGUCAGAAACUGCACCAGAUUGAAAUGUUUUCUUCUGCUCUGAUAGCUGCUACUGGUUGUAAAGAGCUUGUAGAAUAUUUUAAAUGUCUUCAACAUGCUAGAGGAGAACACUGACACAGUAACGGAGCUGUAAGAGGAGCCUUGCUAUUCUUCCCUGAUAUGUCCAGUCAUUUGCAAUCUGAAACUCAGACAUCUGUUGAGCUGACUUGCACUGGGAGCAUGUUCACUGGUUGCUCUAAAUUUGUCUGCAAAUAUAAUGUUGAUUCAAGUGAAAUCUGAUAAAACAGAGAAAUUUGUAAGAUUUUUGCAAAUUGAAGUGCUCAGUGCUUGAUUUCUACAUUCACGAUUUAAAAUUCUUUAUCUAAGCACUUAAAUCAUGCAUUAAUAGUAGAAACAACAUUCACAAUAUUUCAUGUAUUUUGUUCAGCUUACUUUAAGAAUAGAAAAACAGUAGAAGUCCUCUGAUAUGUAUUGAUUUACUUGAGUGGAAAAUAUUUUCUCACUGAUAUCAUUUUUGUAUCUUCCCAAAAACUUGUCAGAUAAUACUUUUUGAGGGGGUUAUUUUAAUAUCCAAUGAGAGAUGAAAAUGAUAACAUUCCAGCUUAUAAUUACUUGUUUUGAUAUUAAAGCAUAUUGCUUGAA